GGAGUCCGCGCGCCGGAGGUCGGGGAUAAUCUUGGGCAUUUUGUACAUGGGACAAUAUUUUUCCGUCACCGUCAUAGUCGGCUAAGAAGAAGAAGAAGAAGAAGAAGCGCGGGAGUCGGUGAGCCUUCGUCGAUUACGUUCACGCAUUGUUUAUAUUAAAACGAUGUCCCAGGAAUUCUACAAAAAGUUGCUAUCAGCCUCCGCUGUAUAUAAGGAGGACGUCUUCAGUUUGGCAUAUCAGUUCGCAAUCGCCCAUCUACUUGGUCCAACCACGAGUCGAGCUACUCUCGUCGUGUUAAGAAUUCAUAAAACCAUUCGACUAAGAUUUGAAAAAUUUACCUCACCAUACGUGUAACGUAAAGUAGUAAAGCAAACAAAAAUGAUGGGCAAAUGUUCGAUGGUUAUUCUCACGAUGCUGAUCGCCGCUAGUCAUUCGGCGCCGAGAAGACAACGUAGAACGCCCGUCCCUUCGUGGCACAAACCCUGCGGGCAAAGUUUGGUGCAAGUAAUGAGAGUGAUUGAAAAUUUCGAGGAGGAAAUCAGGGAGGGAAUCGACAACAUUGCCCUUCAGCACCAAAUCACCCUCAACAAUUAUCUGUACAGUGAUUACGAUUUUUUGUACGAAAGAGCGAGACUGGGAGUCCAAAAGCAUCAGUACAUACCGAGUUGGGUACCCGGCAAAAAGGACGUCAACUCGGUUAAGAAGCUGAAAAAUUCGAGCAUCGAAACGAUCGCCAACCACCUGCCAAAGCUUCACACGGAUCUCCAGAAGUUCGCCGUUGCUUUUGAGGAGCUCGUCCAGGAUGAGAACGACGAGAAUAUUCACCGUACAUUAAAAUCAACUCAGUCCUACCUUCUGAUGACACUUUGCGAAGUUGAGAGCGUUUUGUCGACAUUUCCGCCCCUGAGAAUACCGCGCCGCAUAAACAGGAGCAUCAUGAGCCACGCGGAGAGGAAUCCCGUCGACGAUACACGACGGAUGGUUCGUGACUGGGGAGUCCUUUUGAAAUACAAGGACUAUUUACACGCCUGGAGACACGUAUUUGAUUACUAAGUUGAACUUAGCGAUCGAUAGCCGAUGCAGCUCUUCAACUGCUGGAGCGUGAAGGAUGGAAGAUUUUCGAAAGAGGAAUGUUUUUAGAAACAGGAAAACAAGAGGUGACGUAGAUGCAGUGGAUCUCCGAUGCGUCGAGUGGAGGCUAAGCCGCGAGUGCGUUUAUCCAGAAAAUAAUUAGUCGAGGUUCUCACCUGCACCAGAUUUCAUCAAAUACGGAAAUAUCCGAGGGAUGAACGGAUGAACAUGAGCUACCGUGAAUCUGAGGCCCGGUCAGUCGGGGAAAAAAUUUCAGAAUUGAGACGGAAAGUGUUUUGAAAAACAGAUGAUGAUGAUCCGACGGGGAAGAACCGAGGAUUAAAAAAAUACGAAUUAAAAUGACAAUGGUGAACCGGGAGUGAAGAACACUGGGCCAAGGUGGAAGCGAUUAUUCAAUUGAAAUGAAAAAUUUUGAGUGUAUCUGCUUGAAAAGACGCGCUUAACGCGAAGUACAUAUCAUAUGUGAUUAGAGUAAUGAGAAAAAUUAGGAUAACAUUCCAAAUUACUGUUCGACUAAUGGACUGGAGCUCGUGAACUUUGUUUGAAAAAAUUUUCGAUCAUUCAAGUAAUUCCAUUUAGCGACGGUAUCGGAUAGUGAUAGUGAUUAUUUAUUUAUUUAUUCACUUAUUUAUUUAUUUAUUCGAAUUAGCUGCGACGGAGGAGUGUUUUUUCAAGAUUUUUCUUGGAGAACUCUUUCGAUCGAUAAGAGGAAAACACUCUUUGUGCUAAAGUCAGCUCAAAAACCUCAUUAAUUAUUUAUCACGCAUAGGCCAUAAUUAUUUAUAAUAAACACGGCAGUAUUUUAUGUAAUUUACAACAAUCGCAAUACCUAUAUAUUAUUAUAUCCAGUGUGAAUAUUGGACAAACGAGUGAAUCUCUUUGCACGUAUGAUUGCGGAAUAGGUGAUAUUAAUUUAUGGUCGUUUUAACUUAUAUUUUCAUAAUAAAAGAUAAAAUAUUCACUAAACCUGACUUGUCUGCAAAAAAAAAUCAAUAAUUAAUCGAACACCCGAUAAUUCUGUCCACUUUCAACAGGUCACAUAAGCGCAGGAUUUUAAUGUACCAAUUGCUCAUACAACAGUUAUUCGACGCGUGUGCAAUGAACUUGACGAUAAACGGUAGAAAAAGUUGGAUCACUUUACAUAAUCAGGCGCAGGUAGAAGACUGAUUUCACUCUUACCUGAAG
Athalia rosae (coleseed sawfly) is the source of this 2278-nucleotide messenger RNA. RefSeq lists its product as uncharacterized. Bases 380 to 1054 code for a protein of 224 amino acids. The record is from RefSeq and is a predicted model, not a curated record. Lineage: Eukaryota; Metazoa; Arthropoda; Insecta; Hymenoptera; Athaliidae. The transcript is spliced from 2 exons.